CAGGCCGCAGAGUGGUGCGCCGGUGAUUGUGUUGGCUUUGUCUCAUUGGACAGGACGCGCAUUGUUGGAGGUCAUGUUUCCUAGAAGUCUGCGUGGUUGUUUGUUUUUCGUUUGCGCGCAGGAAGAUGUCGUCUCUGUACAAGCCGUUCAGUGUUUCCGACGGGCCGUGUAAAGAUGCGACAUGGAGAGGCGGAUGUAAAUCUCAGCAGCAUCCCGCGGCGAUGAGCUCCCCUCUGCCGCAGCCACUGCAGCCGCCCUCGGCAAGUUUGGGUGCCUUAGCGGGCGCUUUCACCCCGGUUCACAGUAUGUGUGCAGGAAAACGCCGUUUUGCCGCUGGUGCUGCAGCUGCACCGGGCGGCAGGAAGAUCACUCACCCCGGGAAGGCCAUUCUUGCAGGUGGCAUUGCUGGAGGUAUUGAGAUCUGUAUCACCUUCCCGACAGAGUAUGUAAAGACUCAGCUGCAGCUGGACGAGCGAGCAAAUCCACCUCGGUAUCGAGGGAUAGGUGACUGUGUGAAGCUGACUGUUCAGGAUCACGGUUUGAGAGGGUUGUACAGAGGCCUGAGCUCACUACUGUACGGCUCCAUCCCCAAGUCUGCGAUUCGGUUCGGCACGUUUGAGUUGCUGAGCAACCCAAUGAGAGACGAUACUGGUCGUCUUGAUAACACUCGCAGCUUGUUGUGUGGCCUGGGUGCAGGAAUCGCUGAGGCGGUGCUGGUGGUCUGUCCGAUGGAAACGCUCAAGGUAAAGUUAAUCCAUGACCAGUGCUCUCUUCAUCCACGGUACAGAGGCUUCUUCCACGGUGUGCGGGAAAUAGUUCGUGACCAGGGUGUCCGUGGUACGUACCAAGGGCUGACUGCUACAUUAUUGAAACAGGGAAGCAAUCAAGCUAUACGGUUUUAUGUUAUGAACCUUCUGCGCAAUUGGUAUAAAGGCGAUGACCCUACACGCGAGAUGCAUCCUCUGGUCACGGCUACAUUCGGGGCAACCGCGGGUGCAGCAAGCGUCUUUGGAAACACACCUUUGGAUGUGGUGAAGACCAGGAUGCAGGGACUGGAAGCCCAUCGAUAUAAGAACACGUUAGACUGUGCCUUUCAGAUACUGAAGAACGAAGGCCCACAAGCGUUCUACAAAGGCACAGUUCCUCGGCUGGGCCGGGUGUGCCUAGACGUCGCCAUCGUCUUUGUCCUGUACGAGGAGGUUGUUAAGCUUCUGAACAGAGUCUGGCAAACCGACUGAGGGUAUCUGUGGCCUGCUCUGUAGAGAACGAUGACUAAUGUAGACACACACUUGUCCGCGUCACUCAAAUGAUAAAGCUGACUGUUACACUGACCUCUGGCUGAGUGCACUGGGUUGGGCAGCCAGCAGUAUGUGAGGAAGGGUUAAGCUCUGAUGUUCUGCUGCACAGCAUACUAAUGUUUCCGUCUAGCACAUAUAUGUGCCGUGUAUCAUCACGUUGCACUUGUUCUUCUGUAUGCAACACCUUGUUCAUUCUCACUUGUGUAGCGAACCCCAGUGUAAAUCAAAGCGCACAUUUACUUUGCUCUGAAUUUAACCAAUUUGUCUAGAUUGUGUUUUGUUUUUCUAUUAAUUGCACUGAAAUAUAUUUAACAAAUAAAGGAAAUGGCUUAAA
This is a messenger RNA of Silurus meridionalis, 1632 nucleotides long. RefSeq names its product solute carrier family 25 member 1a (gene slc25a1a). NCBI's taxonomy places the organism in Eukaryota, Metazoa, Chordata, Actinopteri, Siluriformes, Siluridae. The record is from RefSeq and is a predicted model, not a curated record. Bases 126 to 1238 code for a protein of 370 amino acids. The transcript has 9 exons. Gene Ontology annotation, biological process: mitochondrial citrate transmembrane transport.